CUUGAUAUUUGGAAUCUCUUUUUAUUUUCUUCUCUCUAUUCUUCUUAUUUGUUCUACAAAUUUCUAGGGUUAGGGUUUUUCCUUCUACAAAGACAAAAAUGGUGCGUAUAUUUGAUUCGUUUCUCAAGGGAUUUUCCUUAUUUUUCUAAUUUUCAUGCUCCAGAACAUGCAUAUGGCCUGAAUUUAGGUCUAUUUUACUGGGUGGUAAUCCCGUUAUGGAAAAAGUUGAUGGUUCUGACUAUGGAACUGUAGAAACACAUCUGAUACAAGGUAGUGAGGCUAGUCCAUUUGUAGUUGCAGCUCAACCUCUCGAACAAGCAGAAGCCAUGGGCAAUGAUGGCACCCCGAAAUUCAUACUUGAUCAGGGCCUAUACUAUUCUCCUACUAAUUACUAUGGAUAUUACUGUACAGGAUUUGAUUCACCUAGCGAAUGGGAUGACCACCCUAGGUUUUUUGGAAUAGAUGGUCAAGAUCUCCAUAUUGCAGGUUUACAGACUGAAAAUUUGCCUUUUGUAUACUACACUCCUACUUCGCCUACUUAUGAAUUUGCACAAUCACCGUACAAUCCAUACAAUCCUUACAUUCCUGGUGCUUACAUGGGAGUUGACGGCUCAUAUGUAGGCUCACAAACUUAUUACCCUGGAUCUGCUUAUCAGUACCCCACCUCGUCAUCUGCCUAUUACCCUCUUGUUCUUCAACCAGGUGCUGAUGGCGUUCCAAAUAGUUCCUCGGAUCCCCAUUCCUUAAAUGCUGGUGCAUCAAUUAUUAAUGGGCCAUAUGGAGCAGGGUUGAAAGAGAACACUUCAUUCAUGCCUGUCAGUACAACUAGAGCACCAUUGAGGCCAGCUGCAGCAGAUGGAAGAGCAGAAGCCAUGGACAAUGGUCUCAAUAUGUCACAGCCAUACUCUAAAAGGUCAGAGGGGUCUAAAUCUAGUGCCACUCUGGCUAAGCGCCCUACAGCCAUCCAAACUGUUGCAUCUGGUACUGUUUCUCAUUCAGCUUUACCACACAUUGCUCAGAGCCCAGGUACUUCAGCCUCUACUCAAGUAGCUAAUCAAAUUCCGCGUGGUGUUUCAUCUACUUUUAACUCAACAAAAGCUGUUGUGUCUGUGAAUGGAUUAUCAGACUUCGGAUCAAAUGCUCGCGGAUGGGGUGUAGUGGAUAAGUUCAAGCCAAGGUUUCAUUAUGGUGGGGAUUUGAAAUAUGGAAAUGGAAACACUGAUCUCUUGGGUGAACAGAAUAGGGGGCCUAGGACGAAUAGGUUAAAAAACCAAGGGGUGUCAUCCAUUUCACAGGGUGACAUCAUUAUCAGUGCUGAUAAUUAUAAUCGAGAAGAUUUCUCUGUUAACUACGUCGAUGCCAAGUUCUUUGUUAUCAAAUCUUAUAGUGAAGAUGAUGUGCAUAAGAGUAUCAAGUAUAACGUGUGGUCAAGCACUCCUAAUGGAAACAAGAGGUUGGAGAAUGCUUAUGAAGAUGCACAGAAAAUAUCAGCUGGGAAGCCAAGUGGAUGCCCAAUAUUCCUAUUCUUCUCUGUCAAUGCAAGCGGGCAGUUUUGUGGUGUUGCAGAGAUGACAGGUCCUGUUGAUUUUAACAAAGACAUGAAUUUCUGGCAGCAAGACAAAUGGAGCGGUAGUUUCCCUGUGAAGUGGCACUUUAUAAAGGAUGUUCCGAACACUAACUUUCGACAUAUUAUAUUAGAGAACAAUGAAAAUAAGCCAGUCACAAAUAGCAGAGAUACUCAAGAGAUACAUCACAAGCCAGGAAUUGACAUGCUGAAUAUCUUUAAGAACUAUUUGGCAAAGACAUCUCUACUUGAUGACUUCAUGUACUACGAAGAGCGUCAGAAAAUCAUGCAGGAAGAGAAAAAAAGGUAUCUUGGUAAAACCUAUGACAAUUCAUCCUUUAUGCCGGCAGUGGUACCUCCUACUCAACUAAAUGGUGUGGUCGAUCAACGACCUAGUUUGAAUGAUCUGUCUAAGCCUGAUAUCGGUCAAUCGAACAGUGCCAAGGAUGAAGCUGAAAAUAAUUUGGUUGGCGAUGAGAAGGAAAUUGUCUUAAAGUUUGGUUCUCUUAAUAUUGAUCUGAAGAAGCAAGGGGAAGCUAGACCGUGAACGGCAGCUGUUAUAGGUAGUGCAUGGAUAUUAUGGUUCUUUUGGGUACGGGGAGAUACUUUAGUGUAGCGGCUGGUUGUAAGAUUACCCCAUUGUUUUUCCCUUUCUUUGUCAUGGGUCCUUUGAACCUGUUCUUUCAAGUUUCAUCAUUAGAUUAGAAAAUACAGAAAUUUAUCGUGUACUUUCUGUCUGGGCUUUUCAUUGUUAUCUUUCGAGAAGCAAGUAAAGUCUGGGAUUGUGGCUGUGUUGCACAUAAUAUUUAAAGAAACCCUACUCGGUACUCACCACUAGAUAUGCACAUGAAAGCUGAUACCAAGAUGGUCUACCAGAUUUGCAGUUUACUCCGAAGAUAAAACAGAAGAGUAGUAAUUUUCUUUUUCUUA
Papaver somniferum (opium poppy) is the source of this 2494-nucleotide messenger RNA. RefSeq names its product YTH domain-containing family protein 1-like. Gene Ontology annotation, molecular function: mRNA binding. The transcript has 8 exons. Gene Ontology annotation, cellular component: cytoplasm. NCBI's taxonomy places the organism in Eukaryota, Viridiplantae, Streptophyta, Magnoliopsida, Ranunculales, Papaveraceae. Gene Ontology annotation, biological process: mRNA destabilization. The record is from RefSeq and is a predicted model, not a curated record. The coding region runs from base 216 to 2111 and encodes 631 amino acids.